This is a messenger RNA of Rhodamnia argentea, 638 nucleotides long. RefSeq names its product pterin-4-alpha-carbinolamine dehydratase 2, mitochondrial. Gene Ontology annotation, biological process: tetrahydrobiopterin biosynthetic process. The record is from RefSeq and is a predicted model, not a curated record. Gene Ontology annotation, cellular component: mitochondrion. Lineage: Eukaryota; Viridiplantae; Streptophyta; Magnoliopsida; Myrtales; Myrtaceae. The transcript has 7 exons. Gene Ontology annotation, molecular function: 4-alpha-hydroxytetrahydrobiopterin dehydratase activity. Bases 23 to 592 code for a protein of 189 amino acids.
CCGGCUCGGUGCGUCUCGUGUCAUGUUUCGGAUGAUCCAUCUCUCUCUACCUUCUCUCUCUAGACCUCCUCAGGCUCAGGUGAGGCUGGCGUCACUGCUCCAGCGACUGCGGACGGAUCAUGGAUGCUCAAUUACCCAAGUAAACCGGAUAUUCCAGAAUCAUGUGGCACUGUCGUCAAGUAGGAAGUUGCGGGGUGGAUUUAGAACUUUUUCUACUAGUGAAGAUUUUUCGGCAAAGAAGUGUGUGCCAUGCAACGCAAAGGAUCUGAGGCCCAUGACUGAAGAAACAGCCAAUGAACUAAUUUCAAGGGUACCUGAGUGGAACCUGGUCAAUGAAAGUGGUGUUCUGAAGCUGAAUCGUUCUUGGAAAGUGAAGAGUUUCCUUAAAGGACUGGAAUUGUUCAGGCUUGUAGCUGAAGUUGCAGAAUCUGAAGGUCAUCAUCCAGAUCUGCAUCUUGUUGGAUGGAAUAAUGUAACGAUUGAAAUAUGGACGCAUGCAGUUGGUGGGUUGACAGAAAAUGACUUCAUACUUGCUGCUAAGAUCAAUGGACUGCCCCUGCAAGAUCUGUUGAGGAGGAAAGCCAAGAGCUGAUAUGCCCUAAGAUAGUUCUGCUUACUGUGGUACACACAUUUUCCUC